AUGUCCUUGUUAGUAUUGAGGAAUUUGGGUGUUCAAGCUGUUGCUAUGAGACCCAAAAGCCCAGAUGAUGUGAGAGGAAAGGAGGUGCUGGCUGCUUUGAAAGUGGAGUCUAGGUUUUGUUGUGUUGAACAAUCCUUGUGGGCGAAAUGGUUAUCAAUGAUGGACAAGGAUGGGAAUCGCCAAGGGAACCUUAUGAAGUAA
Molecule: messenger RNA, 201 nt
Organism: Ilex paraguariensis (yerba mate)
Lineage: Eukaryota; Viridiplantae; Streptophyta; Magnoliopsida; Aquifoliales; Aquifoliaceae
Source: the annotation of a GenBank genome assembly